This is a messenger RNA of Mucor mucedo, 1507 nucleotides long. RefSeq lists its product as uncharacterized. Gene Ontology annotation, biological process: regulation of transcription by RNA polymerase II. Lineage: Eukaryota; Fungi; Mucoromycota; Mucoromycetes; Mucorales; Mucoraceae. The record is from RefSeq and is a predicted model, not a curated record. The coding region runs from base 30 to 1124 and encodes 364 amino acids. The transcript has 3 exons. Gene Ontology annotation, molecular function: RNA polymerase II cis-regulatory region sequence-specific DNA binding; DNA-binding transcription factor activity, RNA polymerase II-specific.
CUUAUUUUAUUUUUAAAUUAUUAUCAAAAAUGCCAAACAGAAGAAAGUCGAGCGGACAAAGAGCUCCACCUAAACUAUUUCGAUGCUCCGGAUAUGGAAAUUGUGACAUGGUAUUCACCAGAAGUGAGCAUUUAGCAAGACAUGAACGGAAACAUACAGGAGAAAAACCGUAUAAAUGCAUUGUGCCUGACUGCGGCAGAAUGUUUAGUAGAUUUGAUAAUAUGAUGCAACAUACUCAAACUCAUGAGAAGAACAAAAAAGUGUCACCGAGAUCAACUAACAAAAUGGACACAAACUUUUCCGCACAAGGAUAUCUGGCACCCAGACCAAACGCAACUCAAAUUAAAACUGAGCCCAUGAGUCCAAUCAAGACCGAAUUUAACUGUUGGAGUGGUCGACAAGGAAAUAUAUCCGACUUGAUUAUGGCAACAUCAUUUGUACCUCCACCCGGACAAACAUCCAUGAUGAAUAGUAGGAUAUUACCAUUACCCACACGAAGAGCUUCUUUCUCGACUCAUAGCAGCGCACCGUAUCCAUCAAGCAAUUAUCGUUUAUCACACCCUCAGGACGUCCCGUCACAAUUUUACAGUCAUGAUGUAUUAACAAAAUCAUACAAUGUACCUCGUAACCGUUCAUCAUGGCCGGUCAGACGAGAAUCAUAUCAAAGCAGCUACUAUGCACCAUUACCAGUUCAACAAGAAGACUUUGAAGGCUAUCAUGGUGACUUGCGUCGUAGAUCAUCCACAUCUACACACUCAUCUGAAUCUACACUUAUAUCACCUGCACCAUAUCAAUAUCCGCGAGAUCCAAAUAUCGCAAGAAGAAGAAUAUCGGUUGAUGAUCUUCGGCUACCGAUAGAGCACUUAAAAAAUAUUCAAUUAGAUGAGAAGAAUGGCUACAGUAAUAACGAUAGUAAUACUGUUGAUAUUAGCUGUGCCGAGUAUGAGGCACUAGAAGGCUUUAGUAAAUUCCGCUCCAAUCCUACCAUUACCAAAGAAACACCAUCCCCUAUUACAGAAGAAACCCCUUCCCCUAUAUCACGAAACACAAGUCCUACCAUCGCUGCCCAAGUCUGUGCCAUGCGACAACGUGGAAUGACCAACGAGUCUUUUUUAAGACGUUAAUUGUACACAUCUAUUAUAAAAUAUGUAAAUCGUGACCAUUAAAUAUGUAAAUCUUAUAAUCGUUUAUCCAAAGGGAUGUUCUCUUCUCAUGCAUGAUUGGAGUUACGCAUCAGAUUGUGUUUCGACCAUUCAAGCCCACUCAUAAAUCCUUACCUCAGUGCCUCUCAAGAUCUGCUUUUGAUAUUUAAUAGAGUCAUAAAAAAAUUAAAUCAAAUAAUAUAGCGCUUUAGCACAACAUUUUUGUAACAAUUUCUAACCAUGUUCAUGCAUGUCAAUGCUAAUCCAAGCCAAGAAGGCGUUAUUUCAUUCUGGCCUGUGACUACCACCACACAUUUUAGUCCGGAUUUUUUUUUUUCUCCUGGGAGAAGACUCUUUUUUUUUUG